Messenger RNA from Pyrenophora tritici-repentis Pt-1C-BFP, 2031 nucleotides. Its product is annotated as MesJ, ATPase PP-loop superfamily implicated in cell cycle control. NCBI's taxonomy places the organism in Eukaryota, Fungi, Ascomycota, Dothideomycetes, Pleosporales, Pleosporaceae. Gene Ontology annotation, cellular component: mitochondrion; cytosolic tRNA wobble base thiouridylase complex. The record is from RefSeq and is a predicted model, not a curated record. Gene Ontology annotation, biological process: tRNA wobble position uridine thiolation. Gene Ontology annotation, molecular function: tRNA binding.
AUGGCACCUGCAUCCUGCGCCCUAUGCAACGUGAAUCGUGCCCUGAUCCUGAGGCCAAAGGAUCACUCCAAGCUGUGCAAGACAUGCUUCAUUUCCGUUUUCGAGACGGAGAUCCACCACACCAUCACCACCAAUGCCCUUUUCCAGCGGGGUGAAAAAGUUGCAAUCGGCGCAUCGGGCGGCAAAGACAGUACUGUGCUCGCCUCUGUGCUCAAGACACUCAACGAGCGCUACGACUACGGACUUGAUCUUAUCCUGCUAUCAAUCGACGAGGGAAUCAAAGGCUACCGUGACGACAGCCUGGAGACUGUCAAGAGGAAUGCGGAGCAAUAUGGCAUGGAACUAACCAUAUUGGGAUACGAUGAGCUAUACGGAUGGACUAUGGACCAGGUCGUGGAGCAGGUGGGCAAAAAGGGAAAUUGCACCUACUGCGGUGUCUUCAGACGGCAGGCGCUUGAUCGCGGGGCUGCAAGACUUGGGGUGAGGCACGUGGUCACCGGGCAUAACGCCGACGAUGUUGCUGAGACUGUAUUGAUGAACUUACUGAGGGGCGACCUACCCCGUUUAUCGCGCACAACUUCGAUAGUCACGUCCACACCCUCUGCAUCUGCAAAUCCUGCGUCCAACACAAACAUCAAGCGUAGCAAGCCCCUGAAGUACGCAUACGAAAAGGAGAUUGUGCUGUAUGCGCACCACAAGAACCUCGACUACUUCAGUACUGAAUGCAUAUACUCUCCCGAGGCUUUUCGCGGCAGCGCGCGGGCUCUGAUAAAGAAUCUUGAGCGUGUUCGACCAAGCGCUAUCCUAGAUGUAGUAAGGAGUGGUGAAGACAUGGCCAAAUUGGUGCCUGGCAGCGACCAAGCAUGUGGGGGCAUGUGCUCGAGCAGCAUACCCGCCGCCGAAGAGGAAGAGGGCGGGUGCGGAAGCGCUCAGGGACGCAGCACAGGCGGCGACAUGGCCAGUGUUGAGGCACGGCUCAGGCAGAACGAAGCUGCUGCCGACAGCAACCUCGAGACCGAAAUCACAGCAAAAAGUGUCAGCAACAAACAACACCUACGUCGCCAGAGCGACGCGGUAUCGCUGGCGAACGGAAACAAGCCAAAGAAAGGCUUCACCCCAAAGAAGACGAGCAAGCAGGUAAUGGGCCAGUGCAAGAGGUGUGGCUACCUUUCUAGCCAAGACAUUUGCAAAGCCUGUGUUCUUCUUGAGGGGUUAAACAAGUCGCGACCGAAGAACAAGAUUGAAGUCGGAUACGAAGUUCAAGACGUAAGUCUGAACAGCCUUCGUGACGAGCUCGAGGCGACGACCGUUGGGGGAAAAUGAGCAUGCACACUCGAUACGAAGCUCGGAACCUCCCCGACAAAUCCCGGCACCACUUCCGCUGGUCACACGACAGGAGCCCGAAUUACCCAAACUAGCGACAGGCUUACAUUCUGUAGCUUGCCUCAACAAAACUACUCGACAGACUACUCAGAUGUGCAGACAGCUAAUCCUCUGUAGAGGCAUGCAAGGCAUGCGUCCAUAUUUGCCCCGCACUCAGCCACCAGGCGCAAGCCACCCGAACAAAUGGCUUAAGUCCCAACGUCAAGCGACUAUCAAGGUAUCACAAGGCAUACGAGGCGGUAAGGACUCGACGAGUCACAAACAUGACCGUUGGAAAGAUAGGUCUCAGCCUCGCGCACGAGUCAACCAUCCACAUACCCCGCACAAAUCAUCGCUCCUCAGCCGCCCUGUCUUACCCUCGCACUGUGACCAUACUUAAUCUGCACGAUGUUGACGUAGUACGUACCGACGUGUCUGUCAUAUUCGCGUGUCUUGGGUUGUACCUGUGGUAGCACGGCAAUUUCGAAACCAUGCUUGACGGUAUUGGAAUGUAACAACGGAUUUUACGCAGGAUCAAGUAUUGAGAAGGGCUGCCAAGGCAAAGGUCAAGCAGGCCAAGAACAUGUAGAAUGUGAAAUGAUGAAAUUAGAGUCUGUAGGAAUCUAGGGUAGCAAUGCCGUAGCAUGAACUGCCUCCCGCUAGUGAGCA